Messenger RNA from Melospiza georgiana, 1608 nucleotides. Its product is annotated as keratin, type II cytoskeletal 6A-like. The transcript has 9 exons. NCBI's taxonomy places the organism in Eukaryota, Metazoa, Chordata, Aves, Passeriformes, Passerellidae. Gene Ontology annotation, molecular function: structural constituent of skin epidermis. The record is from RefSeq and is a predicted model, not a curated record. Gene Ontology annotation, biological process: intermediate filament organization; keratinization. Bases 1 to 1608 code for a protein of 535 amino acids. Gene Ontology annotation, cellular component: keratin filament.
AUGUCUCGCCAGUCCACCGUGAGGAUUCAGAGGGGGAGAAGCGGCUUCAGCGCUGCUUCGGCCAUGGUCCCCAACACGUGCCGGACCAGCUUCAGCUCCUGCUCCGUCACCCGCCUGGGCAGCUGCAAUGCUGGCAGUGGCUUUGCCAGGGUCGGGGGGGGCUUUGGAAGCAAAAGCCUCUACAAUGUUGGUGGCUGCAAGAAGAUCUCCGUGGCUGGAAGGGGUGGCAGCUUCUAUGGCUCGGCAGGGUUUGGUGGUGGAGCCGGGAGCGUGUACGGGGGCGGCUUUGGCGUUCCAGCCAACCUUGGCUACGGAUACGGGGCCUUUGGGGGUGGCCCUGGAUUCCCUGCUGGGGGCAUCCACGAAGUCUCCAUCAAUCAGAGCCUUCUGAAACCGCUCAACUUGGAGAUUGACCCUAACAUCCAAAGGAUCCGAAAAGAGGAGAAGGAACAAAUCAAAACCCUCAACAACAAAUUCGCCUCCUUCAUUGACAAGGUCCGAUUCCUUGAGCAACAAAACAAAGUGCUGGAAACGAAAUGGAGUUUGCUGCAGGAGCAGGGAAUGAAAACAGUGAGGAACAACCUGGAGCCGCUUUUCGAGACCUACAUUAACAAUCUGCGGGUGCAGCUGAACUCCUUGCUGAGCGACAAGGGGAGGCUGGAGGGAGAACUCGUCAACACCCAGUACCUGGUUGAGGACUUCAAGAAGAAGUACGAAGAUGAGAUCAACAGAAGGACCAUUGCAGAGAACGAAUUUGUGACGCUCAAGAAGGAUGUAGAUGCUUCCUACAUGAACAAGGUGGAACUCCAAGCCAGGGCAGAUGCGCUGAGUGAAGAAAUUAAUUUCCUGAGAGCACUUUAUGAAGCAGAGCUGUCCCAGAUGCAGACCCAGAUCUCUGAUACCUCUGUGGUUCUCACCAUGGACAACAACCGGAACCUGGACCUGGACAGCAUCAUCUCUGAGGUCAAGGCUCAGUACGAGGACAUCGCCAACCGGAGCCGCGCCGAGGCCGAGUCCUGGUACCAGACCAAGUACGAGGAGCUGCAGGCCACAGCUGGCAGGCAUGGGGACGACCUCCGGAACACCAAGCAGGAGAUCUCAGAGCUCAACCGCCACGUCCAGAGGCUCCGAUCCGAGAUUGACAGCGUGAAAAAGCAGUGUGCAAACCUGAAAGCUGCCAUCGCCGAUGCUGAGGAGCGCGGGGAGCUGACCCUCAAGGACGCCAGGGCCAAACUGGCCGAGCUGGAGGAUGCUCUGCAACAGGCCAAGGCUGACCUGGCCCGGCAGCUCCGGGAGUACCAGGAGCUCAUGAACGUCAAGCUGGCCCUGGACAUCGAGAUUGCGACCUACAGGAAGCUGCUGGAGGGCGAGGAGUGCAGGCUGGCUGGAGAUGGGGUCCCGGUGAAUAUCUCCGUCACCAGAACAACAGUGGGAUCGGGAUACGGAGCAGGCAGCAACCUCAGCAUGGGAGGGGGGAUCUGCAAUCUGGGGAACAGCUUCAACUGUGGGGGCGUUCCCGGGGUGAGCAGCACCACCCUCGGAGCUGGCAGCAGCUCCAGCAUGAAGUUUGUCUCCAGCUCCUCCACCAGAAGAAGUUACAGGAGCUAA